This is a messenger RNA of Penicillium cinerascens, 855 nucleotides long. RefSeq lists its product as uncharacterized. The record is from RefSeq and is a predicted model, not a curated record. NCBI's taxonomy places the organism in Eukaryota, Fungi, Ascomycota, Eurotiomycetes, Eurotiales, Aspergillaceae. The transcript has a single exon. Bases 1 to 855 code for a protein of 284 amino acids.
AUGGGGAACAGCAAAUCUACAGAGCCCCAGUCCAAGCCUCGCAACCGCAACCGCAGCCUAUUCACAAUGCAUCGCCGCGGAUCUAAGAAAACCAACAUGUGGGAUCCACCAGCCUACGACUCCCCGGACUACAAAUCUCGCAAUGUUACCAAGACAUACAGAGACUCAGACUCCCAAUACUCAUUCCUCAAAGACUUCGACACCAUCUUCCUAGUCGACGACAGCUCCAGCAUGAGCGGGUCUCGCUGGCGCGAAGCCGAAGAAGCCAUUGCAGCGAUCGCUCCAAUCUGCACACAGUACGACAGUGACGGGAUCGAUAUCCGCUUCCUAAACCACCGCACCUCUGGCGAAGCCGGCUCCUAUAAUAAUAUUACCACGGCAGCAGACGUCCAGGAAAUAUUCCACGGUGUACGUCCGCGCGGCUCGACGCCGGUUGGACGCCGAUUGCUUGAGAUCUUGACGCCGUAUCUGCGGCGCGUGGAGCAGAUGCAGAGCGGGAACACGUCAGCGCUCGUGAAGCCGAUUAAUAUCAUUACAAUUACGGAUGGCGAGUUUACGGAUGAUGCGGAGAGUGUUAUUGUCCAGGUGGCUAAGACGCUGGACAAUCCCCGGGUUAAUGCGCUGCCGUGGCAGAUUGGGAUUCAGUUCUUCCAGAUUGGUGAUGAUGCCAAUGUGCGGAGGUAUUUGCAGGAGCUAGAUGAUGAUUUGGGGAAAUGGUGUCGUGAUGGGCGACUUCGUGAUAUCGUAGAUACGGUGCCGUGGCGCGGGAGGCAGGGGCAGACAUUAGAUGCGGAUGGGAUUUUGAAGUGUGUGUUGGGGGCUGUAAAUAAGAAGUUAGAUCGGCGACGGGUUUGA